AACUCUAUUCUCUUGCUUUUAUGGUGUGAGAAGACUGUGCCAGGUUAUGAUGUUGCUGGCAUAGUAGUGAAAGUUGGAAGAGAAGUAAAGAAAUUUAAGGUUGGGGAUGAAGUGUAUGGUGAUAUCAACGAGGCAGGGUUGGAGAACAUUAAGAUUCUUGGCACUUUGUCAGAGUAUACUAUUGCAGAAGAGAAACUAUUGGCUCAUAAACCAUCCAAUCUAAGCUUCAUUGAAGCUGCUAGCAUUCCUUUGGCACUUCAAACUGCUAACGAAGGUUUUGAGCAUGCUCACUUUUCUGCUGGCCAAUCUAUCCUUGUUUUGGGUGGAGCUGGUGGAGUUGGAAACUAUGUUAUUCAGCUUGCCAAACAAGUUUAUAAAGCAUCUAAGAUAGCAGCAACUGCUAGCACCGGGAAGCUCAAACUUUUAAGGGAGUUGGGAGUUGACUUGCCUAUUGAUUACACAAAGGAAAACUUUGAAGAUCUUCCACAAAAAUAUGAUCUAGUGUAUGAUGCAGUAGGGCAAACUGAUAGAGCACUGAAGGCCAUAAAGGAAGGUGGGAAAGUUGUGACAAUAGCACCACAUGCCCAACUUCCACAAGCUAUUUUCUUCAUCAUCACAUCCAAGGGAUCUACCUUAGACAACUUGAGACCUUACUUUGAGAGUGGUCAAUUGAAGCCAAUUCUCGAUCCAAAGACUCCAGUACCAUUUUCUAAUGUCAUUGAAGCCAUUUCCUACUUAGAAACUUCAAGAGCCACAGGAAAAGUGGUCAUUUAUCCCAUACCCUAACCAUACUAUUAACUCACAUGAUGAUAUAAUGAUAUUUGAUGAUGAACCUUUUAACUAAAGUGUGUACUUUUAUGAUAAAUAAUUAAGGUCAAUAUGCUUCUUGUUUAUGUAACAAAGCUGCUACCUUGCUGCUGAAUAUAAAGAUUGGUAAUGGACCAUUAAGUAUAUGAAUGGAUCAACUGGUGUGUAUUUGUUUCAGCAUUAUCAAUAGUCUUAACUCUCAAAUUUAAGUUAUAGGUAGUUGUAUUAAAUAUUCACAUAGAAAAAGAACUUAAUUAUUUGUAAUAGUCUUACUCGAUUCGAAUAAGAUUGUUUAUGAUAGAGGA
Cajanus cajan (pigeon pea) is the source of this 1112-nucleotide messenger RNA. The record is from RefSeq and is a predicted model, not a curated record. NCBI's taxonomy places the organism in Eukaryota, Viridiplantae, Streptophyta, Magnoliopsida, Fabales, Fabaceae.